Cannabis sativa is the source of this 2550-nucleotide messenger RNA. RefSeq names its product protein FAR1-RELATED SEQUENCE 5-like. Lineage: Eukaryota; Viridiplantae; Streptophyta; Magnoliopsida; Rosales; Cannabaceae. The record is from RefSeq and is a predicted model, not a curated record. Gene Ontology annotation, biological process: regulation of DNA-templated transcription. The transcript is spliced from 4 exons. Gene Ontology annotation, molecular function: zinc ion binding. Bases 1 to 2550 code for a protein of 849 amino acids.
AUGGUGAAAACACGUUCGUCUACUUCUCCAUCUGCGUCAUCCAAGGCGAUGAAUCUGAAGAACAAAUCAAAAGAAACAAUGUCUGAGGGUAGUAAUAGUGGAGAGUCUGAUCUUUCUUCGAAGAGGAAGAGGAAUAAUGCUGGGUCUAAGAAGGGGAAAUCUGCAGAUCGUCCUUUGAAAAAGAUGAAGCAGGUGGUUGAAGAAGACGAUGUUGAAUAUGAUAAUGACGAUUUGGAGAUUCGAGUUCCAGAUAGUAUUAAGAACCAUCAUUUUUCUGGGAUUAUGAAUAUUGAUACAAAUAAUGAGGAACAACACUCCAACAAUCAAAGGAAUGAAGAAAAUCAAGAAGCUACAAAUGAUUACGCUGUAAAAAUAAUGCAAAUUCAUUCCAACAUUCCUGAUGAUGAGAUACCAAAGGUUAGUAUGGAAUUUGAAACUGAAGAACAAGCUUAUAAUUUUUAUAAUGUUUAUGCUUAUAAAGUUGGUUUUAGCAUACGGAGAAGCAAAAGUCAUAAGGAUAAUGAAAAUGGAAAAAUAAAAAAUAGAACUUUUUGUUGCUCAUGUGAAGGCUUUCGUGAGAAAGAUAAACAGAAUGAUAAUGUGAAAUGUCAUCGUGCUACAACAAGAUUUGGUUGUUUGGCGAGGAUGAAGAUAAAACUUCAUCAAUUUGGAAAAUAUCAAGUUAUUGAAUUUAAUGCAGAGCAUACACAUGUGACUUCAAGCCCUAAUAUGAGUCACUUACAUAGGUCACAAAGAAGAAUAACCCCUGCUCAAGCAUCUGAAAUUGAAAUGGCUGAGAAUUCAGGAAUUGCUCCUAAAGCCAGUAUGGAACUAAUGAUUAGGCGAGCCGGCGGACACGAAAAUCUUGGAUUUAUUUUGGAUGAUUGCCGAAAUUACAUACGCACCAAAAGAACAAUUCAAAUGCGUGCAGGAGAUACAGGUGGUGUUCUUGAAUAUCUUCAAAAGAAGAAGUCAAAAGAUCCUAAUUUUUAUUAUGCAUUGCAAGCGGAUGAAGAUGAUUUGUUAACAAAUAUAUUUUGGGCGGAUGCACGAAUGAAGGAAUCAUAUUAUAACUUUGGUGAUGUUGUUAGCUUUGACACAACCUACAGAAAAAAUCAUGAUUGUCGACCUUUUGCUAUGUUUGUUGGGGUAAAUCAUCAUAAACAAACCACUAUAUUUGGUGCUGCAUUGUUAUAUGAUGAAACUACUGAAACAUUUAUGUGGUUAUUUGACACAUUUGUAGAAGCUAUGUCAGGGAAAAAACCAAAAACUAUUCUUACUGAUCAAGAUGCGGCAAUGGCAAAAGCAUUAAGAUCCCAAUGGCCAGAAACGUAUCACCGUUUAUGUAUCUGGCAUAUGUAUCAGAAUGCAGCUAAACACUUGAGUAGUGUUUUUGAAAGAUUUCGUGAAUUUGCUCAUGAUUUUGGAAAUUGCAUAUAUGAGUAUGAUGAAGAAUGUGAAUUCAUUGAGGCUUGGGGAAACAUGCUUGGGAAAUAUAAUCUUGAAAAUAAUGAUUGGUUGGCACAACAGUUCAAGGUUAAGGAGAAAUGGGCUUUAGUAUAUGGAAGAGAUACUUUUUGUGCAAAUAUGACCACUACACAGCGAAGUGAAAGCAUGAAUAAUGUACUUAAAAAGUAUGUCAGCUAUCAACACACUAUGUUGCGUUUUUUAGAGCAUUUUGAGAGGUUGAUUGAUGAUCGACGUUAUGAAGAGUUAAAAGCCGACUUUAGAGUAAGUCAACGUAAUUUGGCACCAUCACUUCCAAUUGAAAUUUUGAAUCAUGCAGCGAAUGUGUAUACCCCUGCAGUGUUGAGAAUGUUUGAGGUUGAGUUUUCAAAGGCUUAUAGUUGUGCUAUGGAACUUAUUACCGAGUUAGGAGUUAUGAGAGAAUAUAAGCUUACUCCGAAUGGUAAGUCUUUUCACCACACAGUUAAAUAUGAUUCAUCGAUUAAUACAACAUUAUGUAGUUGCAAGAAGUUUGAGUUUGCAGGAAUAUUAUGCUCACAUAUUCUUAAAGUCUUUUCCUUUCAUAAUAUUGUGAAAAUACCUUCUCAAUACAUUUUAAAGAGGUGGACAAAGCAUGCGAAGAUGGGAGUUACAAGUAGUACCUUUGAGAUUAAACAGGGAGAUGAUCCUAAAACAUGUUUGGCAUUACGUUAUCAAGAUUUGUCAAGAUCCUAUACUCAUAUUGUAACAAGAGCAUCAGUAAUUGAAAAAGCCUAUAAACUUGCUAGAGAUGGUUUUAAACGAAUUUCAGAUGAUGUGGAUGCUUGUUUGGAAGAAGAUACUGUUGGAAGAAAAGAGGAGAAUUGUACCGACGACAGAAUCAAUACAACAAUAAAAGGUAUAAAAAUAAAUAAUAAGAGAAUUCGUGGUAGUUCUUCUACACGUCCAAAAAAUGCUCUUGAGAAGAUGCGUAAAAAAACUAAAGUUUCUAAAAAAACCGUCUCUACAAAACAGGCUUCACAAGUCUUUCACAACAAUGAUCAAGUCAAUAAUAUAUAUGCCACUUUGUCAACCAGAUUUUUCAUUCCCGACUACAUCAUAUAA